AUGGCCCUAAAGACUCCGUUCAAAUUCGAGGAAUUCUACGAAGCAUUUGGCAAGUCUGUGUCGUCUGAUGUCAUCUUUGAAGACGGUCAAAUUCACAUUGUACCCCGCAACAAGGAUCCAUCAACCGAGGGCACCAACACCAGCCAGAAGUCUGCACAGUUUGAUCCUGGUAGUCCCCUCCAAAAGCAUGCAAAAGGGAGAUUGUUGGAUAGCGCUGACAGACGCCGCCUGCCCUGGUCCAUUCGAGCUUUGUUGGAGGCACAAGAACCUGACGGAAGCUGGAUCUACUCAAACAACUUUGAGUACAUUAUCAAUGGCACUGCCCCACCUCCAACAGAAGGGAUUUCCGGCAAACUGUGGGCCACAGCGAUCGCCAUCACGGUUUGGCGCCAGUUUCCAGAGUUCUUCGAGCUACUCGAAACGAACUAUGAGAAGGCUAUGCUUCACGCUGAUGAAAAUGUCCUCCGCAUCGUGCGAUCCGUGUUGCAGUUCGAUGCACUAGACCAGAUCCGUCCUUACAAAAGCGACGAGGCUCGCGCCAUCCGCGAGCAAUUAGCCCGCGAGGCUGCAGCGAAGCGUGAACUGGAGCUCGGCGAGGAGCUCAAGAUCACCCGCAUGCGAGAAGAAGAGGCUCGAAUCAACAAGCUGAGUUUGGCUCAUGCUCGGCGACUGCCGAUGUCCACGCAGCAGUUAUUUGUCUCCGAACUCGGCAAUGAAAUCACCAACGUCUUCGUGUCUGUACCUCCAGUGUUGACGAACGAACGAGAGCCUCAACGUUCCAACUUCAAGGUUGGCCAGCUCGUUGAAUGCUGCCGUCGCCGCCGCACGAAUGGUUCUGUGCUGGCGACAAUACCUCGGUGGCAUCUUUGUCGUAUCGCUGCCAUUGACGACAAUAGUCACUUGCUGCAGUUAGACUUCCUUGAUCGUGACUGUGAGCGUGAACGGAGGGUUCCUGUGAAGUUUGUACGUGCUACUGUUGCGGGCGGUAAAGAGGCUCGAACAACUGAGUUUGAAGCUUUAAAAAGUUCUUGGGUUGAACCGAUCGCUUGCAAAGCCGAGAUCGCGCGACUAGAAGAAGCCCGUGUGAUCGCAUUGAAGCCGCAGCCUUGGGAUAAUCGACACCAUCUCAAAUUACAAGGCUCAACAAGUGACGAAAUCGAGAAGCCAACACACCGCAUAGCCGUCAGGCCGGAAUGUCAUCAUCGUCCUCGAUCGUCAACCCGACGGCCGCGAUCUCGGGGAGAUUCAAUGGAGAACGCUAGCGCUUCUAUCGACACACUUUUUCACGCUGCGGCAGUUGUGUUAUUACAAUACGAUCGCGCCUACGAGAGGGUGCAAAAGGCCGCCCAGACUGGAGCGAAGCGAUAUGCCACGGCAGUACUGUAUCGAGAGCGCUUCAGCGCCUUCGAUGAGCUGACCGAUGCCCUCGUGACACUCGUGGAGAGAACUGUAGACAUGCUCGAGACCGUUUGGAGGUGGCGCCAGAGUCCAGCGGCUGGUAGCGACGCUACUUUUGUCUGGAAGGGCGGUGACUUCAUUACCACGGUACGUACGUUAAUAGACCACACGUUGGAAUUAAGGUGA
Messenger RNA from Phytophthora nicotianae INRA-310, 1584 nucleotides. RefSeq lists its product as hypothetical. The transcript has 2 exons. The coding region runs from base 1 to 1584 and encodes 527 amino acids. The record is from RefSeq and is a predicted model, not a curated record. NCBI's taxonomy places the organism in Eukaryota, Oomycota, Peronosporomycetes, Peronosporales, Peronosporaceae.